GCACACCUUCAAACACAUACAGAAGGCGGAGAGAAACUAAAGAAGGAAGAGGACGAAUGAGAAUGAUAUUGUAGAGUUAGGAGAACGAGAUUGCGGUGUAGAGACUCCGUUCUUGUUCUCUGCGAGUUGGGAAACAGAGACAGAGAGAGAGAGAGAGAGAGACUCUGGGACAGGCUAUCAACGGUGGCGAAUCCUAGAAGCCUUCGUUCGUUUUUCUCGUCGGUGUUGUCGAGCCGUUUCUGGAAGAGCUGCCAACAAGAAGCAGGAGGAGAAGGAGAAGGAGGAGAUAAAGAAGAAGAAGGCUUGAUGGAGUCAAGGCAUCUGCAGGCUCCUGUGGCAACUCUGCAGCAGAGAGGUGCUGCUGCUUCACCAGGCAGAAAGCAGAAAGCGGCCGCAGGAGGUGACGAAAAGAACCGGAGAGCGCUUGGAGACAUCGGAAAUCGUGUUAACUUUCGAGAUGUCGACGGAAAAGUGCAGUCUCAGAUUUCUCUCCCUGUGGCUAGAUUUGCUGCUCAAGUGUUGGAGAAUGCACAACCUGCCGAACCUGAUAAGAAGCCAGCAUUUGUAGCUGCCAAUGUAAGAGGAAAAGAAGGUGCGAAAGCUGCGAAGCAGAAGGCUGCAGUCAAGCCAAAAACUGAGGAAGUAAUUGAAAUCAGUUCAGGAGAUGAAGGUGCAAAAGCUGCUGAGCAGAAGGUCUCAGUAAACCUCAAAACAGAGGAAGUAAUUGAGAUCAGUUCAGGAAAUGGUGAUAGGAGAACUUCCAGGAAGAAGGUUCACACCCUCACUUCAGUACUUACUGCUCGAAGCAAGGUUGCUUGUGAAGUCGUCCAUAAACCAAACAAUCUGGCACACGAUAUUGAUGAGUUGGAUGCAGACGAUGAGUUAGCUGUUGUCGAUUAUGUGGAAGACAUAUAUAGCUUCUACAGAUUCGCUGAGAGAUACAGCAGACCUCGUGAUUACAUGGGUUCCCAGGUCGAGAUCAAUGCGAAGAUGAGAUCGAUUCUUGCCGACUGGCUGACUGAAGUGCACCGCAAGUUUGAGCUGAUGCCCGAGACACUAUACCUAACGUUCUACAUAGUCGAUGCAUACCUCUCGAUGGAAACUGUUCCGAGGAGGGAGUUGCAGCUUGUGGGGGUGAGCUCCAUGCUCGUCGCCUGCAAAUAUGAGGAGAUAUGGGCUCCUCAGGUUAAUGACUUCAUCUACAUUUCCGACCGCGCAUAUGGCAGAGAGCAGAUCCUGGCGACAGAGAAAGCAAUCUUGAACAAGCUUGAAUGGAACCUUACUGUUCCCACGCCGUAUGUUUUCCUUGUGCGUUUUCUCAAGGCGGCCAUGUCCGAUAAGGAGAUGGAGAACAUGGCAUUUUUCUUCGCGGAGUUGGGUUUGAUGCACUACUCGAUGGUCAUCAAGCAUCGCCCGUCCAUGCUCGCUGCCUCGGCGGUCUACGCCGCACGGUGGACGCUGGAGAGGAGCCCCCGGUGGACCGAGACGCUCGAGCGGCACACGGGAUACGAUGAGCUGCAGUUGGGGGACUGCGCGCAGCAUUUGCUGAGCUUCCAUGCGUCGGCCGCCGAGAGCAAGCUCAGAGCCGUCUACAACAAGUACUCCAGCUCGCGACGAGGAGCUGUCGCGUUGCGUUCUCCCGCUACGAAGCCGCUUUGAGGAGUUGAAGUCCUACUUCAUUGGAGUUUUGCUCUGGUUUGCUGCAUUGUUUGUGGAUUCUGCGCAAAGAUCUGUUUUUUAUGUGAAGUAGUAGCAUUGUAAAGCUACACUUGAUGAACAUCACUGUCCUUUAUUUGGUGAAUUAAGCAAGUGUUGCUCAAAUUGUAUCACAUUAUAAACAUUACUACGUCUUUUUCGUGUUUCCCCCUACCUUUAAAUUCUGUACAUAGAUAGAUCAUUCACAGCAUUAACUUCUUUGUUGCAGCCACAUGUGCUGAGACCAUUCAGACAUUACAGGCCGAGGACAUCAAGGAAUUUAUGAUCAACAAAGUCAAAAAGCAAUCAGCUGUGCUGCAGAACACUUCAUUAAACAAUGCAGACCUCAAGCAGGCACUGAGGAGAGCCUGUCCGAGAGCAGGCACAAGAGAUAAUGCCAUCAACGAAAGCCUUGAUUGCCAUGCCAUGAUUUAGGCUUUGGAUCUUAGUACUGUUGAUGCAUCCAAAUGUGUGAGAGCAUGGGAAAGCGUUUGAUUCUCUCAAGAAGCAGGCUUGAGGAAGGAUGUGGGCCAGUCAUCAUUCCACUGGUAUUAGGUCUGUUUUGUCACUAUCCAGCUUAGAGGUGGGGAAGAUUGAAGGUGUGUCGUAACCUGCUGCUUUCUUCCCUUUUGUUAUUAUGAGUUCUGAUGCAGAUGUCAAAGAAGAAAUAAGUAUGAUGCCCAGUGCACAUGCACGCACACUGAUGCUGUCACUCCCAUCGUCAGAUUUCUUCACCUCUUUUCCCACAUAAACU
Molecule: messenger RNA, 2449 nt
Organism: Musa acuminata AAA Group (dessert banana)
Lineage: Eukaryota; Viridiplantae; Streptophyta; Magnoliopsida; Zingiberales; Musaceae
Product: G2/mitotic-specific cyclin S13-7
Exons: 10
Coding region: 307-1659 (450 amino acids)
Biological process (GO): regulation of cyclin-dependent protein serine/threonine kinase activity; mitotic cell cycle phase transition
Cellular component (GO): nucleus; cyclin-dependent protein kinase holoenzyme complex; cytoplasm
Molecular function (GO): cyclin-dependent protein serine/threonine kinase regulator activity
Source: RefSeq, a predicted model, not a curated record